This is a messenger RNA of Abrus precatorius (Indian licorice), 1455 nucleotides long. RefSeq names its product endoglucanase 17. The transcript is spliced from 8 exons. The coding region runs from base 136 to 1455 and encodes 439 amino acids. The record is from RefSeq and is a predicted model, not a curated record. Lineage: Eukaryota; Viridiplantae; Streptophyta; Magnoliopsida; Fabales; Fabaceae. Gene Ontology annotation, molecular function: hydrolase activity, hydrolyzing O-glycosyl compounds. Gene Ontology annotation, biological process: carbohydrate metabolic process.
UCCACUACACUCUUCGUCCCUGCCCUUUCCCUCCACCACCCUCGCUUUGCAACACACAACUACAAAGAUGCUCUCUCCAAAUCCAUCAUCUUCUUCGAGGGUCAAAGGUCAGGGAAGCUCCCUUCUACUCAGAGGAUGUCUUGGAGGAUGGAUUCUGCUCUCUCUGAUGGCUCCACCAUGCAUGUUGAUUUGGUUGGAGGGUACUACGAUGCAGGGGACAAUGUCAAGUUCGGUUUUCCCAUGGCCUUUACCACCACCAUGCUUUCGUGGAGUGUUGUUGAGUUUGGAGGGGUGAUGAAAGGUGAGUUGCAGAAUGCCAGAGAGGCCAUUCGUUGGGCCACGGAUUAUCUUCUCAAAGCUACUGUACAUCCAGACACAAUUUAUGUUCAGGUGGGAGAUGCUGAGAAGGACCACGCUUGUUGGGAGAGACCUGAGGACAUGGAUACCCCAAGAAGUGUCUUUAAGAUAGAUAGAAACAACCCCGGUUCAGAUGUGGCUGCAGAAACUGCUGCGGCUCUUGCAGCUGCUUCUCUGGCUUUCAGAAAAACUGACCCCACCUACUCCAAAACUUUGGUUAGGAGGGCUAUCCGUGUUUUCCAGUUUGCUGAUAAGUACAGGGGAGCCUACAGCACUGGGUUGAAGGCCAUUGUGUGCCCCUUCUAUUGCUCUUACUCUGGUUAUCAGGAUGAGCUGUUAUGGGGUGCUGCUUGGUUGCACAAGGCUACUAAGAACCCAAUGUACUUAAACUACAUUAAGGUUAAUGGACAGACCCUUGGUGCUGCAGACUCUGACAAUAUCUUUGGAUGGGAUAACAAACAUGUUGGAGCAAGAAUACUGCUUUCUAAGGAAUUUCUUGUUCGGAAGGUGCAAUCCCUUCAUGACUACAAGGGUCACGCGGACAAUUUCAUCUGUUCUGUUAUCCCUGGUGGCUCUUUCUCUUCUGCCCAAUACACCCCAGGUGGGCUUCUGUUCAAGAUGAGUGAUAGCAACAUGCAAUAUGUCACGUCCACUUCCUUCUUACUCCUAACUUAUGCUAAAUACUUGACCACAGCCCAUAUGGCUGUGAACUGUGGUGGUACCACUAUAACUCCAAAGAGGCUUCGGGCUAUAGCCAAAAAACAGGUGGAUUACUUGCUAGGAGACAACCCCUUGAAAAUGUCGUACAUGGUGGGGUAUGGUACGAGAUACCCACGAAGGAUACACCACAGGGGCUCAUCCCUUCCGUCCAUUGGUGUUCACCCCGGCAAGAUCCAAUGCUCAGAAGGAUUCAGUGUGAUGAACUCACAAUCACCCAACCCCAACAUUCUAGUGGGUGCCGUUGUUGGAGGGCCCGAUCUGCAUGAUAGGUUCCCGGAUGAACGGUCAGAUUAUGAGCAAUCAGAACCAGCUACUUAUAUUAACGCACCUCUUGUAGGAGCACUUGCAUAUCUCGCACACUCAUUUGGCCAACUGUAG